This is a messenger RNA of Medioppia subpectinata, 1313 nucleotides long. The record is from the annotation of a GenBank genome assembly. NCBI's taxonomy places the organism in Eukaryota, Metazoa, Arthropoda, Arachnida, Sarcoptiformes, Oppiidae.
UAAUUACAAACAAGUGUCUGAUGUGUAAAAUGAAAGGAUUUGAUUUCUCGGUUCACACGAAUCGUCCACUAAUAGCAUAUAUUUUAUUGCUUUUCAUAAAUCAAUGCAUUUGCAUAUAUGUGCCCCGAGAUGUGAUUGACGAGGACUCGUGUACACCGAUUGACUUUUAUGCGGGUGAUAGUUAUGCUUAUAUAAACGAUGACAAUCGGUAUGACAUAUGUAAAGACAAAUACCGAACUUCAUUUGAUCCAAAUGGCAAUCAAAUCCCUAGAGAAUGUUUGGGUCCGUUUUGUAAUUAUUUCACGAGUCUUAACCCCUGUAAAACUCAAUGCCCUCUCUAUCCUAAUCCGGUUCUUGUUAUUCAACCCCUUCUUAAUAACAAUUCUACCGAUGAAGAGGUGUAUAGAAAACAACAGCUUUAUUACGAUUUUGAUAAUAUGUGCACAAAUGACAAAUGCGCUAAAAUUAAGACAACGUAUUACAAAGAAUUUGUAUUAAUCAAAGACCCGUCACAACAAUGCGGUCCAAAUCAUUUUUGUGAUUUAAAUGGCUGUUGCGUUAUAAAGCCUCCAACACCACCCACUACUACCACAACUACCACAACCACCACAACCACUACAACUACUACAACCACCACAACAACCCCGACCACCACUACCACUACCACUACAACCCCAACUCCACCUACACCUACAACCCCGACCACUACUACUACUGAGAAGCCAUUGAUCCCAGAGUGCACAAGCGUCGGGACAUUUAAAUAUCCAAAGGAUAAGACAAAUAGAAAGUACUAUAAGUGUGUAUUGAAACCCCAAACGAUGGUCUGUCCAUUAGGAGAGAUAUUUGUUGAAAAACAUUCUCGAUGUGAAGUUGAACUCAUAACCACUCCAACCACACUCUCCACUACAACCUCUACCACCACAACCACUACAACCCCGACCCCAACGCCCACAACUCCGACCACAACUACUCCAAAGCCGACCACACCUUACAAUCCGAGCGGUGAUCCGGAAAUAAGAGGAUUGAAAUGUGCGGAACACGUCAGUCCAUUGCCUUACGACCAGUGGUUUGCAAAUCCAUACAAUUGCCAAAAGAUGUAUCGAUGUUAUACGUUAGGAGAGGCGCCCAAAGUUUAUAUAGCAUUUUAUAGAUGCAAGGAUAAUAUGUAUUUUGAUAAUGAUCCUAAAAUUGACACUUGUAUCAUGAAAGACGAUUAUAUUUUAAAAUACGGUUCGUGCAAGUCUAUGCCAUUGCCCACAACAAAACCACCUUCUUAUUAACAAACUUAAUUGUCCCGGUAUUCCAGUAUUCAC